This is a messenger RNA of Astrephomene gubernaculifera, 971 nucleotides long. The record is from the annotation of a GenBank genome assembly. Lineage: Eukaryota; Viridiplantae; Chlorophyta; Chlorophyceae; Chlamydomonadales; Astrephomenaceae.
CUUACGCCAGUAUUAUAUGUAUCUGGUAUUCUGAUAUAGCUACAUUUAACCUUUCCAGACAUAUCCAAGAUUACUUGCCCAAUGCGGUUAUCACAAGGGUUAACCAAAAGCCGUCGACCGCUAGCUUCGAACAAAGCAAAUGCAUUCCAGUUAUGCUCACGAUUAAAAGCGAAAUGCGCCUUUGCAAGGCAGCGGGCGCUCACGGCGCCUAAACGCAUCGACGGCAUCGAUGGCGACCAGCAACAUCCCUGUCCCCAGAUGCUGCAACGCCUGGCCUCAACUAUUAACGCUGCGAUGUUGUCUAUGGUUCUGACGGGAAGCGCCUGCUGUUUGACGCCUUCCGCGCUUGCAAGCAACGUGCGCCUUGCGGAUGUGGAGAGCCCCGAGCUACGCGCUGGCAUAGAAGCGGCCACCAACGGAGAUUUCGCAGUAGCUGAAACGGUGUUCGCUCGCAUGCUGUCGGAGGAUCCCUCCCUGGCGUCAGUGUGGUCCAAUCUAGGCAACGUGCACAUGUCGCAGGGCCGACCCGAGCAGGCACUCCAGGACUACUCCCGGGCCGUACAACUGGCGCCGUACGCCCCAGUGCCGUACCUCAACCGCGCCAUCGCCCUGGAGCAGCUGGGCGUGCUGGCCGCUGCGGCCGCCCGUCCCGAGGAGGCACACGCCUGCUGGCAGCACGCCCUGUCAGACUGCGACACAGCACUUCAACUAGACCCCAAGGAGGCUGCUGCGUGGUUUAACAAGGGGAACGUGCAGCUGCGGUUGCGGGAUUGGGCGGCUGCGGCGGGUUGCUUUGUUGCCGCUGCGGACCUGGCGCCGGGCAUUCCGGGCUACCGGCUGCGAGCGGCGCAGCUGCAGUUCCAGACGGGGGAUGUGGCGGGGGCGGUGCGGAUCACGCAGGGGGUGAUCCGGAAGAACCCCAACUAUGCGGAGGCCCACCUCAGCCUUGCCGCCAUGCGCUGGUCCCAGGG